Messenger RNA from Lathyrus oleraceus (garden pea), 405 nucleotides. RefSeq lists its product as uncharacterized. Lineage: Eukaryota; Viridiplantae; Streptophyta; Magnoliopsida; Fabales; Fabaceae. The coding region runs from base 1 to 405 and encodes 134 amino acids. The transcript has a single exon. The record is from RefSeq and is a predicted model, not a curated record.
AUGGGAGUAAAUGUGUUAUUCGUGUACAUGAAUGAUAUUAUAGUAACAUGUAAUGAUGAGGAAGGACAAAAAUUGUUGAGCAUACACUUAGUCAAGGAAUUUGAGAUUAAGACAUUGGGAAAAUUGAAAUACUUUCUGAGAAUUGAAGUUGCCUACUACAAGAAAAGAGUUUUCAUAUCUCAACAAAAAUAUAUUACUGAUAUUUUGCAAGAGACUGGAAAAACAACAUGCAAGCUUGCAAAAAUACUAGUUGAUCCAUGUGUAAAGUUGGAAAGCGCAGAAGAUAUUGCAGUUGAUAAGAAAAUGUAUCAAAGAUUAGUUGAAAAACUUAUAUAUCUCUCACAUAUUAGACUACAUGUUUCUUUUGUUAUUAGCUUAAUUAGUCAAUUCAUUCAUCGGCCAUAG